UAAAUACAGAAAAAAACAAAAAGGAAACUUCCGGGAAGCUGCGUACAUAGAUGGACCCAACAUAAACCAAAACAAUAACACGUAGUCGCCACCUAUAUAUAAAAAACCUGACGCAACACAAACAGAUGUAGUAGAAUCAAAACGUCUUAAAACAUGGGAAGUAUCGUGGAGCCAUGGGCAGCAAUCGCCGAGAACGGAAACGCAAACGUGACCGCGAAAGGCUCGAGCAGGGAGCUGCGACAUGGGAGAACAGCACACAACAUGUCUUCAUCGUCGCUAAGGAAGAAAUCAGACCUGAGAUUGGUUCAGAAAGUUCCAUGCAAAACUCUCAAGAACAUUCUCUCUAAUCUUCAAGAAGUCAUUCUUGGUACUAAGCUUACUCUCUUAUUUCUCGCCAUCCCUCUCGCCAUUCUUGCCAAUUCUUACAACUACGGUCGUCCGUUGAUAUUUGGACUGAGCUUGAUAGGGCUGACACCUCUAGCUGAGCGAGUUAGCUUUUUGACAGAGCAACUAGCUUUCUACACUGGUCCAACAGUGGGCGGUUUGUUGAACGCGACUUGUGGAAACGCGACAGAGCUGAUAAUCGCGAUACUAGCGUUGGCCAAUAACAAAGUGGCAGUGGUGAAAUACUCUCUAUUGGGUUCAAUUCUCUCAAACCUUCUCUUGGUUCUUGGCACUUCCCUCUUCUUUGGUGGUAUCGCCAAUAUCCGCCGCGAGCAGCGGUUCGACCGGAAACAAGCCGAUGUGAACUUCUUCUUGCUGCUUAUGGGCCUGUUGUGUCAUUUGCUGCCAUUAUUGUUAAAAUAUGCAGCAACCGGCGAAGUAUCGACCUCUAUGAUUAACAAAAUGUCGCUCACUCUGUCGCGGACAAGCAGCAUAGUUAUGCUUAUUGCUUACAUUGCUUAUCUCAUCUUCCAGCUCUGGACUCACCGCCAAUUGUUUGAGGCACAACAGGAUGAUGAUGAUGCAUAUGAUGAUGAGGUUAGUGUUGAAGAAACUCCAGUGAUAGGAUUCUGGAGCGGAUUUGCUUGGCUCGUUGGGAUGACAAUAGUCAUCGCAUUGCUAUCAGAGUAUGUUGUGGACACGAUCGAGGAUGCAUCGGACUCAUGGGGACUAUCAGUGAGUUUCAUAAGCAUCAUAUUGCUUCCCAUUGUUGGGAAUGCGGCUGAGCAUGCUGGAGCCAUCAUUUUCGCAUUCAAGAACAAGCUCGACAUAUCUCUAGGGGUUGCGUUGGGCUCUGCAACUCAGAUUUCUUUGUUCGUGGUCCCAUUGAGUGUUAUCGUUGCGUGGAUCCUGGGAAUAAAAAUGGAUCUCAACUUUAACAUCCUUGAAACUAGCUCUCUAGCUUUGGCCAUUAUCAUCACAGCCUUCACUUUACAGGAUGGAACUUCUCAUUACAUGAAGGGACUGGUUCUAUUGUUAUGCUAUGUCAUCAUCGCGGCGUGUUUCUUCGUCGACCAAAUUCCCCAACCAAAUGAUUUGGACGUGGGACUUCAACCCAUGAACAAUUUGGGAGAAGUUUUCUCAGCUUAAAGUUAUCAAAUGACUUGUAAAAAAAGAAGAAGAGAAGAAAUCAGCAAAUUAUGAUUUGAUUGAUUCGUCAUCCAAAAACGGAGAGACUUUGUCAGAGGGAUUCCUCAAGCAUGAAUGAGGGAGGGAGCUUGAUGAAGACAGAGGUUCUUGGUGUUUAAGAAAUGAUCACAUUAAUUUCUGUUUGCUUUCUUUUUCUGUUUGUUGUUGGCAUUUUUAAGUUUUUCUUGUAUAUUAUAUGUUCUUUUGCUGAGUAAUGUGGACUAUAUUUUCUGAUAUAUUCGUUUACCUUACAGACUUAACUGAUGAUACUGUAUAUGCAACUUUUUCUUUUUGAGUUAAGUUGCAAAUUAGUCACUUUUUAAAACUUAAUUGGAAAAGUAGUCACUUUAUUAUU
Messenger RNA from Arabidopsis thaliana (thale cress), 1927 nucleotides. RefSeq names its product cation exchanger 3 (gene CAX3). Gene Ontology annotation, biological process: transmembrane transport; monoatomic cation transport; response to stress. The transcript is spliced from 10 exons. The record is from RefSeq and is marked reviewed. Gene Ontology annotation, cellular component: membrane; calcium:proton antiporter complex; vacuolar membrane. NCBI's taxonomy places the organism in Eukaryota, Viridiplantae, Streptophyta, Magnoliopsida, Brassicales, Brassicaceae. Bases 154 to 1533 code for a protein of 459 amino acids. Gene Ontology annotation, molecular function: monoatomic cation transmembrane transporter activity.